This is a messenger RNA of Podarcis lilfordi (Lilford's wall lizard), 18006 nucleotides long. NCBI's taxonomy places the organism in Eukaryota, Metazoa, Chordata, Lepidosauria, Squamata, Lacertidae. The record is from the annotation of a GenBank genome assembly.
AUGGCGGGAAGACUGUGUCUCUGUGGCCCUGGAGAUGACCUCUCCUUCCCCUUCUCUCCUCUCUGUGUUUCAGACUUGAGCCGCUCCACGGAACUCUCCUUUGCCAUCGAGCCCAGUGACCACAUAGCUGUGCAGGAGCAGCCGCUGGUGCUGUACUGCCAGGUGGAAGGCAUCCAGCCCAUCAGCAUCACGUGGCGCAAGAACGGGGUGCUGGUGGUGGACAAAGAGGACUCCUUCACACUCGCCAAUGGCUCGCUGUACUUCUCCCACUUCCAGAAACUGAAGGGCGAUGGGUCCUCAGACGAAGGCGAGUACGACUGCAUGGCUCAGAAUCGCUUUGGGAUGGUGGUGAGCCGCAAAGCCAGGAUUCAAGCAGCAAGUAAGUUGAGGAGGUUCCUCCAUCUUGCAAAUCCUUUACUUUGCCUUUGUUGACUGUUCGACAUUAAUGGAAGUGCAGUAGCUAAUUUGGCUGGAAGGUGUUGAUGGAGCACAGGUUAUAAUUGCUAGAAUGGGCAGGUUUUUAAAUGGUGAUCAGAAUAUUUCUAAGUAUUUGGGUGACAGUAAGCAGGAUGAGGGGCUCUACACCUGAAGCUCCUUUUUCUUUCUCAAAUAUUGGGGGGGGGGUCCCAUAGUUUGCAGUUAGGGCUGCAGUGCAGAAGGAAAGUUGGUUUUUCUUCUUUUUAGUUUGCAGGAUAAUUUUUUUUUAAUGGAAGAAAAUCUACAUUUAAAUGUGUGUUUUCAAAGAAAGUAUUUUAUGUCAAUACAAGUGGUACCUCGGUUUAAGAACAGUUCUGUUUAAGAAUGAUUUGCUUUACAAACUCCGCAAAACUAGAAGUAGUGUCCCAGUUUGAGAACUUUACCUCGGUCUAAGAAUGGAAUCCGAACGGUGGAAGGGCACUGGCGGAGGGAGGCCUCAUUAGGGAAAGCGUGCCUUGGUUUAAGAACAGUUUCGAUUUAAAAACUAACUUCCGGAACGGAUUAGGUUCGUAAAACGAGGUACCACUGUACACAUUUUUAGAUAAUGUUUUUAUUGGUGAGAACUGUGUUGGAACAUUGGGGGAGUCCAAAGGUCCACAGAUGCCACAUUCACAGAUACAUUUAAAUCCCUUUGAGAAUUGUAGCUCUGUGCAGGGGGUCAGGAAAUAGGGUUCUCCUGGAGCUCUCAGCAUCCUUGACAAACUACAGCUCCCAGAAUUCUUUGGAGUAAGCAAUGACUUUUUUAAAGUGAUGGAUACUGUUUUGUCUGUGUGGUAUGAAUAUGGCCUUAAAUAUGCCCCGCUGUGUUCAGAUUUGCACAUUAAACGCAGGAGGCAGGGAUCCAGUCAGUUUUCUAUUGCAUUUCUCAAUGAUUGGAUUCCUUGACUGUUCCCGAAUGAAGGGAUUCCCUCUCUCUCCCCCCCCCUUUAAUAUGUGUUGUAUCUUUGGACUGAAUGUGGUGGUAGUGGUGGUGACAGAAACAGAUCACAGUGGAUUGCAGGAAAGCCACAUGCUGUAAUAAACAUUGUCCAGCCACACAGUGAUUUUCUAUUUUUUUAAUCUUUGUAGUGAAAGAGGGGAAGAGGGAGGGUGUGAGAAGCUGGGACUCUUACUAGGCUGGAAUUUUGCCCUGGAAAAAGAUUCUGGAGAAGUAUGCCAUUGGGUGAGAUCAAUGUGAAUGACCUGAUCUUGAUUGGAAUCAGGCUGCUUGGAAAAGGCCAGGUUGGGUCAGGAUCAAAGGGGUACUGGUCCAGGGUUGCAGGGGGCAGAAGACCCAUUACUGUUUCUACAGCUGGGUCCAUGCAAGGUCCCUAUCCCCAAUUUCCUAGAGCCACCACAUCAGACUGAAAGGGGAGGGUUUGUUUUUAGUCACUGUGCUCCAAAGUAUUUAGGAACACCAAAAACAAGAGGUGCUUCAAUUUCAAGAGAAUGGGGUGGACAUUUUGUUAUGUACAGUGGAACUGCAACUAAUCCAGAAUGCAGCAGCUAGACUGGAGACUUUGAGCGGCCGCCAAGACCACAUAACACCAUCCUGAAAGACCUACAUUGGCUCCUGGUAUGUUUCCAAGCACAAUUCAAAGUGUUGCUGCUGACCUUUAAAGCCCUAAAUGGCCUCGGUCUAGUAUACCUAAAGGAGUGUCUCCACCCCCAUCGUUCAGCCCAGACACUGAGGUCCAGCUCCGAGGGCCUUCUCGCCUUCACUGCGAGAAGCGGGGCUCCAGGGAACCAGGCAGAGGGCCUUCUCGGUAGUGGCACCUGCCCUGUGGAACGCCUCCCACCAGAUGUCAAUGAAAUAAACAACUAUCUGACUUUUAGAAGACAUUUGAAGGCAACCCUGUUUAGAGAAGUUUUUCAUUUCUGAUGUUUUAUUCUGUUUUUAGUGUUCUGUUGGGAGCUGCCCAGAAUGGCUGGGGAAACCCAGCCAGAUGGGUGGGGUAUAAAUAAUAAUAAAAUUGCUACUCCUCCUCCUCCUCCUCCUCCUCCUCCUCCUCCUCCUACUUCAUGGAAAACACACCUUUGGUCAUUCCAAAAGAAGAUACAUACUAGAGAGCACUCCAAAUGAUUUCUCAAGUACGUGGACAGAAAAUAGUAGAUCUCGCUGAAAGGCAAGACAUAGAAAUCUGCACUGAUCAUUGCAAUGCAUCCCUGAUUGUUAUUGUAUAAUUAUAAGAUUACUGCAUAAUCUUGGAAGGUUGUAUUAUCUUAGAGGGAUUCCAUACUCAAACACAGCCAGCUGCACUGCAUGGGCUCUGGGACUGUAAUCAUGCAAGGUAUGUUAAAAAUUGACCUCCCUCUUUUACGCGAUGAGGAUAAGUUGCUUGCUGGCUUUUCCUAUCCGCCUGCUGCAGGUAGGAGCAUCACCCAGUGGUUUGCAGGAGGCUCAGGGGAAAUUUAUCCAAGGCGUUGCACUAAUGGCGAAUCCUGUUGAGCAAUUUAUCAUCUUUAACUUGUCUUGCAAAACCAAGAAGGCUUUGACAUUGUUACAGCCAUCAAGUCUCAGUACAUAGAAAUCGUAAGGGGGUUCCUAGCAAUUGCCCAAGGACAUCUUCGGAAUAACUGUAUGUUUGCAUUGUAAGGAUGUAGGAAGAGCCAGUGGCCCAGAGAGCCCAGUGGCCAACCAAAUGCCUGUGGGAAACCCACAAGCAGGACCUGAAUGCAAUAACACUUUCCCUCCCUCCAGAGGUUUUCAGCAACUGAUCUUCAGCAGCAUUGCUGCCUCUUGUGGCUAGUGUUGUUGUUGUUUAGUCGUUUAGUCGUGUCCGACUCUUCGUGACCCCAUGGACCAGAGCACGCCAGGCACUUCUGUCUUCCACCGCCUCCCGCAGUUUGGUCAGGCUCAUGUUUGUAGCUUCGAGAACACUGUCCAACCACCUCAUCCUCUGUCGUCCCCUUCUCCUUGUGCCCUCCAUCUUUCCCAACAUCAGGGUCUUUUCCAGGGAGUCUUCUCUUCUCAUGAGGUGGCCAAAGUAUUGGAGCCUCAGCUUCAGGAUCUGUCCUUCCAGUGAGCACUCAGGGCUGAUUUCCUUAAGAAUGGAGAGGUUUGAUCUUCUUGCAGUCCAUGGGACUCUCAAGAGUCUCCUCCAGCACCAUAAUUCAAAAGCAUCAAAACUUAUGGCUAGUAGCCAUUCAUUUAUGUGUCCCGAAUCUCCAGCAUUCACCUUCGUUGGAUGUCUAUGAGUUUUAGCAUUAUAAGAAAUGGAGAAAAACUUUUCUCUAUCCACUUCAUCUGUGCCAUGUGUAAUUUUAUAAAUUUCUUUCAUGUCACCGUCUAUCAUCUUGCAUGGUUCUCUGGAUUGGACGUGCUCCACGUAUAGUUUAUCUCUCUGGGUGUUUUCUUCACAGCAGGCUUCAGGUUGUUGGCCAAUCCUUUGCCAUCCCCAGGGUCAGGGUGGCUGAACCUGCCAAUUCCAGUUUCUCAAUCUUCCAUUCUUUAAGCUCAGCUUGCCACAUUUCUGCACCAGUUUGCGAUUUUCAAGAAGCCCUCAUGACAUUCACCAGCAGGUUAAUGCAAUUUUGCUGAAUGGACACGUUUUCCCAAGCCACUUUUGCAUAGCAGUAAAGUAGCAGCAACAGCAGCAGCAGCAGCAGCAAACAACAUUAUGGGGAAACCUGACGUAUUAAACAAAUUUAAGCCAGAAACUAAAACUCAGCGAGGUGGAUGCCAGAUAGGCAGAGGAUGCUUCAAACCCAGAGAGUUAUCAAGGAAAAAGGCCUUCUCUCCUAAUUUGGAGAAGGGCUUCUGUACAGUGGUACCUCGGGUUACAUACGCUUCAGGUUACAGACUCGCUAACCCAGAAAUAGUACCUCGGGUUAAGAACUUUGCUUCAGGAUGAGAACAGAAAUCGUGCUCCGGCGGCGCAGCAGCAGCAGGAGGCCCCAUUAGCUAAAGUGGUGCUUCAGGUUAAGAACAGUUUCAGGUUCAGAACGGACUUCCGGAAUGAAUUAAGUACUUACCACUGUAUAUUAUUUAGCCAUCAGGCAGGGUAACCCAGAAGGUGGGGAACAGAAGUGGCCCUUUGAAUUCUCCCCAAGCCUUCCCACUGGCCCCUGCAUAAUAUCGGGAGUGUUUUUGCCCUACUGGGAUGUGUCCUCUUGCUUCCUUGUAUGCAGGAUAGAGAAGGGUGUGUGACUGUGUGCAGAAACUAGCCAGCUGAAAUUGACAGCUAUCGCUCCACCCGCUUUCACCUUUGGCUCCACCUACUAGUGACAUGUGGCCCUCGGAAGGUUGCCCAGAGUGACAUGUGGCCCUUGGGUUGCAAAGGGUAACCCUGCCACUGCAGUCGGCAUUUCUGCCUUCCCGGCCGCUCAUCCCCAGAUGUAGCAUCUUGGCUUUUUUAAAGGGAGGCUCCUUCUUUAAACUUGAUUUUCAGCAGCUGGCUUAGCGGCGGCAAAGGCGGGGUCAGUCGGCUUUGCCUAAGGACCGCUUGCGAAGUGGCUGGGAUGAAGGCUGAACCUGGGAGCUUCCCUGGUUCCCAGCCUUGGCCGUGACGUCUGGAGCAGAUGGCCUCUUGAAUGCAGCUCAAAGACGGCCACCCUUUCCCCUCCGCCUAUUGUCCCUCAUUGUUCGGAGCUGAAUGGGGCGCUGCUGAAAGCGAAAGUCUGCUUGCUUUGCGGAGCCUGGGAGAUGCGGCCCAAGCGAUGUGGAUUCUCGAGAGGGAUUGAAAAAGAGGCCUCCUUCCUCGCUGGGCUUGCAUCCUUAAGAGGACUGGGAACUGUUCUCAGAGCACACACAACUGCCACCUUCUUUCACAUCUACCUCUCAGAUUUUUUGGGGAGGGGGUGUGAGAGGACUCUCCCCCCCUCCUCUCUUUUCUUCUGCCACCUCCUUGCAAUUUUCCUGCUUGGAGAGGGUGCUCAGCACAGACAAUUGGCCAUUUUCAUUCUUUGCUCUUUCCCAGGGCGUUGAAUACUUGCACACUGCUAGAUGUAGGCAGGAGAAGGGCCUUAGGCGAGCUCAAGUACAGGCAGCUCCUUCCCCUCCUGCCUGGGGAGAAGGCGGCAGAACGGACAAAGCCCCGUCCCUGGUAAACAGCUCCAGAGACAGGAAUGGUCCCUGCAAGAAAGAUGAACAGGUGUAGCCCAAAAGGCUAGCGGCCUUUUAUCUGCAUAAUGCAUUCUUAGCUAAGUUGCGGUGGGAAAGAGGCUGAGCUCUACACUUGAGUUCCUUGCAGAGUGGACCGCCUUUCAAAUGCCACAUGGCUGGGGGGGGGGAGAGCAAAGGGAAACCCAUUGGGGAAAAGUGCUGGAGCCCCUUCCCAGGGAGGGACAGCUACAGAGUUGUGUGUGUGUGUGUGGGGUUUAGUUUAGAAAGGCUAAGGUUGCCUUCUCCCCAUUAGGUGCUAUGAGACCCCCACUGGCCAUCAGUCUCUUCCAAUGAUCAGGGAUGGUGGGAGCUUUAGUCCAUUUUUUGGGGGGGGAUCAGGUUGGAGACGGUUGUGAUAGGGAGGGCUCUACGCCAUUUUGCUGUAGUUCGGUGGCAGAGCAUCUGCUUGGCAUGCAGAAGGCCCCAGGUUUGAUUCCCAACAGCUCCAGGUCAGACUUUGAAACCCUGGAAAGCCUCUUCCAGAAGGUGUAGACCAGAGCUUUCCAAACUGUGUGUUGCAACACGUUAGUGUGUCGGCUGUAGUGUGUAGCUGUCCCUGCACUCCUCCAGGGGCUGGAAAGGGGUUCAUUUAACCUCCAAUUUCCUAGUAAAACUGAAUUAAUGUGUCGCAAAACGUCGCAUUUCCAACAAGUGUCACCAACAGGAAAAGUUUGGAAAGCUCUGGUGUAGACAGUACUGAACUAGAGGGACUAACGCAGGGGUCAGCAAACUUUUUCAGCAGAGGGCUGAUCCAUUGUCCCUCAGACCUUGGUGGGGGGGGGCGGAAUAUAUUUUUUGGGGGGAAAUAUGAACGAAUUCCUAUGCCCCACAAAUAACCCAAAGAUGCAUUUUAAAUAAAAGGACACAUUCUACUCAUGUAAAAACACGCUGAUUCCCAGACUGUCCGCGGGCCGGAUUUAGAAGGCGAUUGGGCCGCAUCCGGCCCCCGGGCCUUAGUUUGCCUACCCAUGGACUAACGGUUUGACAUAACUUUGGUUUAACAUAGCUAGCACUGCAGGAGCAAGGGCAGUGCAGGAGGGGGAGAAGUGUAGCUCACGGGAAGAACCCUAACUCUCUUUCCCAGCUUCCUAAACUACGAAUGCAGCCAGGCACCAGAGUUUAAUGCAGUCAGGAUUGUAGCAUCAAAUCCAGCAAAAGCAGAGGUUUUCUGGGUGCUUGUUCCUGGCUUGAUAGGGUUGCUUAUGCUUGGAAUGUGUGUCUGAAUUGACCAUUAGUCUGGAGCAUAAAAGGUUUCUGCUGAUCAUUUUAUGGCAUCUCCCCUUCUCGGUUUGGGAGCAGCCGCUUGGCCUCUCGACUCUCUUCCCCCGCCCCCCAAUCCUUUCUGAAGAGGAGCCACAGCUAAAUAAGCUGGCACCUCCUUGAGCUCCCGCUUGAUUAACAGCAGCGCUUUGUCAAGGCCAAGAUCAGGCCCCAGCCCCCUCCACUGCUAGCGUCCCUUUGAUGCCGUCUCUUGCACCCACCACCCUCGCUGAGCUCAGUGGCUCGGCUUUCACAGGUCACAGGAAGGGAACAAUGGAGGCAAGAGGCCUUGCUGGAAAGAAGGCAGGAGGAGCAGCAAGCGGGAUUUUGCUGCGAGGCAAGGCUCCAGAAAGCUAGCAAGGACCGCCUUCGGAUGCACAGAGGGGGCAAAGGGCUGGUGGCAGCAUCCAGGUGGCAUGCAGAGGAGUGGUGGUGCUCAGUCCUGCCUCCACUGUCGGAGGCAACAAUGCUUCUGAUUGCCCUUUGCUGGAAAUGGCAGAAGGGGAGAGGGCUCUUGUGUUUGGGUCCCGCAUGAGGGCUUCCCACAGGCAUCUGGUUGGCCACUGUGAGAACAGGAUGGUGGACUAGAUGGGCCUUUGGCCUGAUCAAGCAGGGUUUCUUCUUCUUUUUCUUCUUCUUCUUCCUCUUCUUUCUUCUUCUUUCUUCUUCUUCUUCUUUAUAAAAUAAUAAAUUUUAUUAGUGUUUUCCACACAACAACAACAUGAAAAAUAUCAAAAAAUAACAAUACACAAAACACAAAAGCCAGCAUGCCACAAAAAAUCUGUAUCUUUCAAUUUAAUAAUAUAAACACUAAAAGCAACAACACUGACUUCCACCAAUCCCACAGCACCUCCUUUACCUCUCAUUGUAUCUUCCUGUUUUCUUGUUUUCCUUAUCAUCUCUAUCCUAGCAUCUAGAUAUAAAUCCCUCUUUCUUAUCCUUUCACUUCACAAGGUGAUUCUAGACACAGCCAGAUUUCCGUCCUCGAACCUUGGCUUUUAAGGUAUUCAUUUAAGCACUCCCAUUCCCUUUUCACUUCACUUUUUGAUUUUUAUCUUAUUAUAUCUGUCAAUUUGGCUAAUUCUAAAUAUUCUGAAAGCUUGCAUAACCAUUCUCCCCUAGUGGGUAACUGAUUCCCUUUCCAAUAGUUGGCCACCAGGAUUCUUGAAGCAGAUGUUGCGUAUAAGACUGUAAACAGGGUUUCUUCUAUGUUCUUAUGGACUAGAACAACUCCUAUGGCUGAUUUAGGACAAAUCAAGCCACAGGCCCUUCUAGCUCAGGAUGGCCUCCAAACCAGUUGCUGAGAAUUGGAAGUGGGGAGACGGCUGUUGUUUUCCGGCCCUUCUUUGGGGCUUCACAUUGAGGAAUCUGGUUGGCUGCUGUGAGAACAGGUCUAGAGGGCCCCCCUUUGGCUUGAUCCAGCAGGUUCCUUUAAUGCUCCUCACCAAAGGCUGGAGGUGGGUUGGGGAAUCUUUAGUCCUCCAGAUAUGGCUGGACUCCCAAUUCCUAUGGUCCUCGUGGUCAGGGAUGGUGGGGGGUGGGGUCCAAUGACAUCUGGAGAGCAUGUGAUUGCCUCCCCUGGUGCAGAGAAUGCCGAGCUAGUUGGAUCAGUGACAGCAUCCUUUGUUUGUAGGAGCUCAAAGCGCCUGAGUCUCUCUGUGUUGUCAGUUUCUCCUUCCACUUAGCUUCUGCUGCUGCGGCCAGCAGUUCUUCCAUGUCUUGGGUGGGGUUGGUUCAUUCCGUCACCCCCAGUGCAGAGUCUUGGCUGCCUUUGGAGCCUCUGAAUGAGUUUUCUGGGAGGAAACUCGCUUAAUAUUUCAUUUCAUUUCAAGAUUCAAAGUUACACUUUGCCACUCAACGGUAAUAAUCCUAUUCUGGAAUCCUAAUGACUUCCUGCUCACCCAUCCUCGGUAUUUAUAAUCAUGAUUACACACAAUUGCGUUUUUAAAUUCCAUCGCAUCCAGUUUCAUCUUUAACAGGUUUCUUAACUAUGUUCUGCUUUUUCUUUUUCUUAAACUUCAAACCCCACUGUGGACUUUGCAUAUGAAAAGGUAUUUUUAAAUAGACGAGAAAAGGUUUACAGUCCUUGAAAGAUACUAAACUUGUGCCUCUUAUCAGCGUGUCAGUUUUGCCAUCUCUGCGUAUUCCACGAUUUUCAUCAGGUAUUUUUCCUUUGAGGGUAUUCAUUCCUCCUUCUGUUUCUGUGCAUAGUGAUUCCUUGCCACUGUGGUUAAAUAAACAUAAAUACAGUUGAAGCUUUCUUUGGAAUUUCUCUGUCCAGAAAACUCCAGGUGCUAAGAAAUAGUGUUUAUUUUUCUGAGCCCAAUUGCAUUUCAGGGCACCGGUAGCGGCAAUGGGGUGGGCGGAAGGAAAGAAAUCUUUUUGCAAAGGUUCCAACCCCCUUCGCAUCAGGGAUACUGCAGCAAGUCCCACGAUAUCUUCUGGUGCGUUAGAGAAAUGUUGCUAAAAGGUGGCCUUUGGGAACAGGCUGGGCUUACAGUAAAAAGAGUUUUGUAGUACAGUGGUACCUCGGGUUACAUACGCUUCAGGUUACAUACGCUUCAGGUUACGCACUCCUUUAACCCAGAAAUAGUGCUUCAGGUUAAGAACUUUGCUUCAGGAUAAAAACAGAAAUCAGGCUCUGGUGGCGCGGCGGCAGCAGGAGGCCCCAUUAGCUAAAAUGGUGCUUCAGGUUAAGAACAGUUUCGGGUUAAGACCGGACCUCCGGAAUGAAUUAAGUACUUAACCCGAAGUACCACUGUACUUGGGAAUUCCCUCUCCCUCCUCUUUUUAACUGGCUGGGGCUUCUACCCAUUUUUGUGCUUGGAUUUUAUGCUCUGGAAGGUGCUGUGGACCUCACUCAGACCUCAUCUCUUACUCUCCUGUCUGCUUUAAAAGGAAACUCCCCCCCCCCCCAGACCGAGGAGAGCCUGGGGUGGGGAGGGGAAGUUGAGUGUGUGCUGGGCAGUCGGUAAUUUGAGAAAGAGUGAUUUAAGGCUUCCAGACAUCCCGAGGCAGACUUAGCCGGAUGUUGGGCCCGAUCCCUGGCCAUGGUGAGCAUGAGGCCAUCCACAAGAAUCUCCAGGAGAAGUGGGCAGAGCUCGGCGCUUCUGCCGCUGCCUGUCCAUUCAGAGCUGGGCUGUGUGCAUUUGAACUCCUGCCAUGGCAACAAGUUCAUCCUCAGGCCAACUCGACUGUGGAUGGCAGUGAGGGGUGUGAGCAAAGCAGUGUUAUGAGGAGGCAGGCGGCGGAGGGUGUGUGUGUGUGUUCUAGCUGCCGGAGCGAGUGAGAGGACUAUCCAUCCCCGGAGACCCGGUGGAAGGCAAAAUGCAAUUACUGAGCCCGAGAUCCUCUUCUCUUCUUCCUGGUAUGCUUUGCAAUUGGCAAAGAGGCCCAGGGCCAUCGUCUCAAGAGGCCACGACUUUGCAGAAAAGCAUGAACUUUGCCUGCAAGGGCAGGAGUGGGGAGUCUAGCUUAGCCCGAGGGCUGCAUUCCCCCAAGGGGAACUUUCCAGGGUCCGCAAGCCAGUGGGGGCUGGAGGUGAAGGUGGAUGGGGCAGCAGGUGUGCUUCUUACCUUGUGCCGUAGUUUGCAUUCCAGGCUUGUGAAACCACUUCCCCACCCAAAACACAUUUCUCCAACUCUACCCAGCUUAUUCAUAUAUUUGAAGGGGCUAUAGCAGGGGUUGGCAAACUAUGGCUCCCAGGCUGGAUCAGGCCUACCUGGGUCCUAAAUCCGGCCCGCACCACGAAGCCAGAACCCGCCACAAAGCCGAGACUCCUGGCAAUGGCAACAAAAGGAAGAGGCUGAGUGGUGGCAGCUCUGCCACUCAAACGCUGUGCCUGAUUUACCUCAGCGGUGUUUGAUUGGCCCAGACAUCCCCGCGCCAUGCUGAGGUAAACCAGGGGUGGCGUUUGAUUGGUAGAGCUGCCGCCACUUGGCCUCUUCCGUCUGUUGCCACUUGGCCUCUUCCUCCACCACUGUCGCCACCCUGGUGCUCCCGUGGGCCAGAGACCAGAGUGGAUGAGCUUGCCCUGCCUACCCACGAGAAACAGCAGCUGUGGUGGUGGCGGCAGCCCCUGGGAAGGUAAGCGCUGGGGCUGGGGAGGAGGACUACUUGCCCCCCUCGCCUCUUCUUCCAGCUCCGCUCCCCGGUGCCGUUUCUCUGGCCUGCCACAAGGUCUGAGGGACAGUGGACCAGCCCGCUGCCAAAAACUUUUGCUGACCCCUGGCCUAUAGCAUUGCCUCUUAGGAGCAUAGGAAGCUGCCUUAAACUGACUCAGACCAUUGGCCCAUUUGGCUCAGUAUUGUUUACACUGACUGGCAGCAGCUCUACGGGGCUUCAGGGAGGGGGAUCUCUCCCAGCUAGAGAUGCCAGAGUUUGGGCCUGGGACCUCCUGCAUGUAUUACAUCAGGCACAGAGAUUUCACAGAAGGACAGUUCCCAGAGUGGUUUAGCUGUCAAUCCCUCUUCCUAGGGAGCUCUGGGUAUUGUAGCUGUGUGAGGAGAAGGGGGGUGUAUUGAUAACUCUCACCACCCUUAACAAAUCAUGCUUCUCAGGAUACUAUGUUCCUGCUACAAAUGUGUAGUGUGAAUGGGGCCAUAGCUGUGUGAUGCAGUUCCCUUGCUCUGCCUCAUGGGAAGGCGGGUGCCCACCCUGUACCCCUAAAUAUAUGGGGAUGACAUCAUGCUGGGGAGCAGCCAAUCAUAGUUAGGGAUUAGAGGCACUGCCUGCUUUGCACAGUUUACAUGUCUGUUGAGGGAACCAGCAGCGCCAUCUUGUUGCCUCAUAACCUGCGAAAAAUCUCUUAAAGGGAGUGGGGAGGGAGCCCUAGAAGUAAGGAGCAUCUGCUAAGGGUUCAGCUAUGUCGGUGCUUUCCUUUUUGAAAGAUGGAAGCCCCUUGCCAAGCCCUUGGCAUUGUCUUACUUGGGCCUGAUGCUGGAUCUCACUGGACCAAGUAGGUCAGGAGUUUCAGGACCACGGAGAGCUCCAGGUGAGCCUCUGUGCUCUGAGGAAAGCUGAGGAAGACUGAACCUUUUACUCCUAAGCUCUGCUCCCCCAUGUGGAUAACUUCAGUUUCUUAAAGGGCCAACUCUCUCACCUGAAGAUGGGCUGGCCUCCUCUAUUCCAUAACCCACCACCUGGUGAGCUCCCUUUGCUGCCCGGUCAAUGAGGUCCUGUGGGAGGUGAAGGUGCCCAAGACGACCUGAGCUCUGACCCUACCGGCCCUGGAGGUAUGAGAGUUUUUUUUAUAGGAGCUCUGGAGGGUAAGGCUCCACGAUCCUCUGGAUCUCCACCAGCUGGCCCAAAGCUUUGAACCUGGCCUCAGACUUUGAAGUCUUGCUUGCUGCUGGGUUCAUGACAAAGCCAGCAGCUGCAAUGCAGCAGAAAGAUGGAAAUACAGUAUACUUCAAGAAACAAAGAGAGGGCCUUGGACUUAGGAUAGCUCAGUCAGUAGAGCACAAGACUCUUAUUCUUACGGUCAUGGGUUCGAGCCCCACGUUGGGCACAAGAUUCCGGCAUGGCAGGGGGUUGGACUAGAUGACCCUUGUGGUCCCUUCCAGCUCUACAGUUCUAUGAUUCUACGAUUCUCUGGUAGUGGUCAACAGUGUUCCUCAUAGAAAUAAGGCAUGUAUCAGCAUCAACGCAAUUUUGGUGCUUGCGGGGGGCGGGGAAUUCUCCUCACUGUGGCUUUUGCUGGCUCUUGAUGUCUGUCGCUGUAGAACUUUUAAGGAUUAUUUUUGGAUUGUUGAUUGAUCAUUGCUUGUUGUAUUUUGGUGAUUUUUUUAUCGCAUUUGAAGGUUUUAUAUCGUAUUUGCUGUACAUUGCCAUGAGACACCCACAUAACAGUUGGGAUAUAAAUAUUUCAAUAAAGCAAAUAAUAAGGAGAAAUCUGCACAUAUAUAUUUUCCCCGCAAAGGUUUUGUGUUUAGAAUUUUUAUUUAUUUAUUUAAUGGAUCUGGCAGCAGCACGUCAACGAAAACUCUGGCACAAAAUUGCUGCAAAGUUUGGCUCCUUGCCAGGGACGAUAAUGGCCCGGGUGCUGGAUUUAGCAGACAAAUAACACUUUCUUAACCACUGCCGCAUAAUUAUGAGACACUCUUUUAAUGCAGCUCUUUCUCUCCAGUCCCCCCCCCGCCUUCGGCAAGGCCACCCCCCCCCACCAAGAGCUGCCGAGUGAGCUGGGUGGUGGUGUUUUAAGGAAAACAAGAGUGACGUUUUGACAGCGUGACUCCAGGUACUUUUGGCAAAUGUAAAAUACUUCAUUUAAAUCUAAUUUAGACAAACCAGACCACUUACAGUUGGAAAAAAAAGGAAGGAGGAUGGCUUAAUGGUGGCUUUUUUAUUUUUAUUGUGAAGUGUUAAGUGGUUCCCAGUUUCUGAAAGCUCAUUGUCCUCGUCUCCCACCUCCCAAAAAGGAAAUUAGUUUGGAUGGAGCUGGAAUACUCCAUUAAAGGACCAACGUUGUUCACUACUAACUGUGUCUAACAGGCGGUUUGCAAAACAUUUUUGUUCCUACUAAAGCAGCCUUCCAAGCAACCUGCAGAUGUUGUUGGACUACAAUUCCCAGCAGCCCCAGCCAGCAUGGCAACAUCUGCAGGGGCACCAGGCUGAAGAAGAUUGUCCUAAAGCUUGGGCUGGUUUUCAGAUGUCACUUAAAAUGUCUCCUUUAUUUGGGCCACAACUCACCUUCCAAAAAAGACAUUACCUUUCAACAACUCAGAGGUAAACAUGGUGCAGGUGAUCUCUGUGUGGGAUAUAGUAUCAAUUGUGACGGCUCGCUUUGGGGACUUUUUAAAUAACACAUUACACUUCCUCAAGGACAUUUUGAAUUUUCUGAAACAUGUCUCAUUCCUUCCUCCCAGGACUUUUUGAGGGAGGUGUUCCUGGUGAGUUCCGGCACAUCUUUUUCUAGAAAAAUAUUGCUGCCUCCUCCCUAGGUCAGGGGAAGAAGACUUUGUCCCCAAAUAGUUUUUUGUGAUUUUUUUUAAAAAAUAGAAGUCCAGUUUGGGUGGAACUGCACAUAAAGAAGAGACAGACGAGGUUGUCAGUAAAACAAGAAGACUUAAAUUGAUUUCUGUCCCUCUGAUGGAUGUUGUACCUAGUCUAGUGUGUUACUUUUUUCAUAUUUACAUAUUACUAAAGGUAACAUAUAAAAAUGCAUUUAUAUUUGGGGAAAUUAACUGGUAGCAUUUUGUGUAUGUUAGAUGCAUAUGAAGAUACGUAUAUUAAGAGAAAGGAGCACUAAAAUGCUCCUGAAUUUACAUGAAGAAUUAAAACAACAAAACACAAACUGAUUUGGAGUCCUGAAUUUAAGAUUGGGAAAAUGAAAGAGCAAAACUGACCACUUGGCCCAUCCAUGGUUCCAGCAGGUACCUGCUUAGCAAACUGAGAAAAGAAAUAGCAUGUGAUAGAGCCCCCCUUUUUUAAAUUUAACAAGAUGUAUAUACUUCUUAAACAACAAAACUCCUCAUAGCUGUUUAUGCAAAUCAAUUUGUACAUUAAAAUACACAUAUAACAUAAAACUUUUAAAACAAGUAGACAUGAUUCCCCCCUUCCCAAGUGUAGAUUAAAACCUUUCAAGGACAUGUACAUGUCUGGGUAAGGUAAAGGUAAAGGGGCCCCUGACCAUUAGGUCCAGUCGUGGCCGACUCUGGGGUUGCGGCGCUCAUCCCGCUUUAUUGGCUGAGGGAGCCGGCGUACAGCUUCCAGGUCAUGUGGCCGGCAUGACUAAGCCACUUCUGGCGAACCAGAGCAGCAUGGAAACGCCGUUUACCUUCCAGCCUGAGUGGUACCUAUUUAUCUACUUGCACUUUGACGUGCUUUCGAACUGCUAGGUUGGCAGGAGCAGGGACCAAGCAACGGGAGCUCACCCCGUCGUGGGGAUUCGAACUGCCGACCUUCUGAUUGGCAAGUCCUAGGCUCUGUGGUUUAACCCACAGCGCCACCCAUGUCCUGACAUGUCUGGGUAGGCUCCCCUAAAAAAACUUUUUAAUAGAUGUGGAAAACAGCACAAUGAAGGUGCCUGCCUAAUACUAGUAAGCAGCAAGUUCGGGAAGUAGAUCAUAGAAUCAUAGAGUUGUCGUGGUGGAAGGGAUCCCAAGGGUCAUCUAGCUGAACGCCCUGCAAUGCAGGAAUCUCAACUACAUUGUACAUGACAGGUGGCCAUGCAACCUCUGCAUCCAAAAACCUCCAAGGAAGGAGAGUCUACCACCUCUUGUGAGAGUCUGUUCCACUGCCGAACAGCUCUUCCUGUCAGAGGUUUCUUCCUAAUGUUUAGUCGGAAUCUCACUUCUUGUAACUGGAAGCUGUUGGUUUGAGUUCUGUCCUCUAGAGCAGGAGAAAACAAGCUUGCUCCCUCUUCCCUGUAAAAGCCCUUGAGAUAUUUGAGGAUGGCCAUCAUAUCUCCUUUCGGUUGCAACUUUUCCAGGCUGAACAUAUCCAGCUCCUUCAACCAUUCCUCAUAAGAUCCUCUUUACUCUAGCAGUCUAGAUGCUGCUAGACUCAAGCACUUGCAAGUCCUCUAAAAUGUUGUUGUUUUUUAAAAAGCAGAACCUAUCACUCUGCAUGUAGAAACAUAGCACAUUAGGGGGGAAAGGAAGCCAAACCUCUUUCCGGCGAGUUAGCUGGAUCAGACCAGUCAGUGUCUCAAGUAAAGGUAAAAAGAUAAAAGGCAAAGGACCCCUGGAUGGUUAAGUCCAGUCAAAGGCAACUAUGGGGUUGCGGCGCUCAUCUCGCUUUCAGGCCGAUGGAGCUGGCGUUUGUCCGCAGACAGCUUUCUGGCUCAUGUGGCAAGCAUGACUAAACCGCUUCUGGUGCAACGGGACACCGGGAUGGAAACCAGAGCGCACGGAAACGCCAUUUACUUUCCAACCGCAGUGGUACCUAUUUAUCUACUUGCACUGGCAUGCUUUCAAACUGCUAGGUUGCCAGGAGCUGGGAAAGAGUAACGGGAGCUCACUUUGUCGUGGGGAUUCGAACCGCUGACCUUCUGAUUGGCAAUCCCCAAGGGCUCAGUGGUUUAGACCACAGCGCCACCCGUGUCCCAGUUGCAGCUAGUAGCCACUGAUGGCCUUGUCCUCCAUGAAUUUGUCCAAUCCUUUUUUUAAAUCCAUCCAAAUCUAUCACUGCUUCUAUGGGAGUGAGUUCCCUAGUUUAACUACGUGCUCUAUGAAGAAGUCCUUUCUUUUAUCUGCCCUGAAUCUUCCAACAUGCGGUUUCAUUGAAAUUAUUAUCUUUUUGAAAAAAGGAAAUGAACCAGCAACUUGCAGAAAACAUUUUGAAUAGCGGAAUAUUGGUUAUGCAAACCCACUGGAAGUUUGUUUUAAAAUUGUGUCAUGCAUACUCCCCUCCCUGCAUUAAAAAUCUCCUUACCACCCACAGCUUCUAGUUCUCACAGAAUUAAAGAUUUUCAAACGUCUUUCAUCCAUUGUUGGCCACCUCUCCCUCCCUCCCACCCUCCCUCCUUCCUGCCAUCUUCUUUCAGGGCUUCCACUUGGGGGGGGGGGGGAAGCACCAGGAAGCAGAUGUCCAAAAAGAGCAUUUUUUCUUUCUUUCUUUUUUCCUCCUCCCCAAGUUCUCACACCACUAGAAACCUUCUCAAGAGGGGAGCACUUCAUUUUUAUAAUGUAGAUGAAUCCUUUUCCACCCCACCCCAGUCUUACACUGCCUUGAAAUCCUGGGCUGGGAACAUGCUAAGCCAGCAAAUUCACAAAGCUUAUUAGAGUCCUCUGGCCUUUAGGAACAAGAGGGGGAUUUGCAAUUUUAAGCUGAGAGGGAUAAUUAUGAUAAUCAUCAUAAUUUUGGGAAUGGGGGCAGAAAGAGUCCUUUCCUCACCAAUGAAUUCUGGGGUUGCUUUUUUUGUAGGGGGUGGGAGAGGGAGUGGGGGAAGGGUCCGGAUGUCGCAGACCACCCUGCCCUGAGCAAACAAAUGAUUUUGAAGGUCCAUAAUUGCAAGCCUGUCUUUUAAGGAAUCCUCUGGAGGAUUCCUGAGUAAUGGAGGUCACGCAAGGUCAGCGAGGAGCACAGGAGGAUAAAUCUGAAAGCAUGAAGUCUCUCUCCCCUUUUUAAAGCCCAUGCAUAAAGGAUUUAUUUUCUAGAAAGGACAACUUGGGAACAAUACCCUGCUGUGUGUGUGCUUGCACGUGCACGCACACACAUUCACACCAACACACAUGCACACACCUCACCUAAGGGCUGAAAAAUAAAUAACAGAGCCCAGGCUAGCUCCCCUGUAAAGCAUCAUUGUCAUUAGAGGAGGGGUGGGAAGAAAGAAACGGUUCUUUGAAGAAAUAGCCCCCCAAGACUGUGGGCAGAUUCUUAAGCCAAAGGGUAUCUUAAGUCAGCCCAUGAAAGCAGUUGGUUCAUGAGAUCAGGGUUUUAGAGAUGAGCAAAACAGAGGUGAGAAAGUCAGAAAGUCAGAUUUGGAUUCAUGGUACAAAAUGCUCUCUCAGCAGUGGCCCAGUAGAAGUCAGUUGUGUGGACUCAUCUGGCAAAUUGGCAUCUUAACAUCCCUCAGAACAUGCUCGCCAGACUGCUCCAAAGCUUGCAAAACCACCAAAUGGAAAGUCGACUCAAAUUGUGGAUUUGCACAAACAGACCUCUUCCUUCUACACCCUCACCAGCUAUCUUUAACAAAACUCCUCAUAAACAAAACAGCUCUGAAGUUUGGUCUGGAAAGGGUUAGGCCAUAAAAAGCCGAGGAAGAUUGGUGACUGAUGAAAAAGGUGAAACGCCAGCAGUUGCUAAACAGUCUCAAAAUAAACUGUGAUACCACCGUUCAAUGAUCUUUUUGCCUUUUAAAAAUCAAAAAUCCAACCCACAUUCAUUCACAUCACAGGCAGAUUAUAUUCACCAGGUGAAAUCCAGCCCACUGGUGGCUAUUAAACUCGACAGUGUAAUAAGUCCAAUAUGUAUUUCAAUUUACUUUGCAGCAACUACAUUUAAUUUACUCACUGCGGGGUUUGGAAUGUAAUCUUCUCCAUUCCUAGUAUUUGUCGAAUGCAUUAUACAUAAAGUCGGAAGAGGAACAGAGCACAGCUACCUCAUGAUUUGCUGCCUGGAUGAGAUGGCGAAUGUGAGCCAAUUAACGAUGAAAUCUUAGCAGUGCAUAGUUUAAUUAUAUUUGCAGAUGAAUUAAAUGCAUUUCCUCCCAUUCCAGGUUUCCUGUGAAGCUUGAUUAAAGU